AUGCGUGGAGCUGAUCCAGUAUUGUUGCCACCUGGUUCAGACAGGACCCCAUGGUCACUACGUGCUGCUCGACGAGCAACAGCCUCUCCGCGGGUGGACGCUCCUCCCACUGGCUCCAACGCUCGUCAAGGGUUGGGGCAGGCGGCACAACGCGAGCCUCAGCAGCCAUCGGGCACCCCAGCACCUCCCAGGGGAUCGGGAUCUGCCUUCCGCCCAGGAAUAACUGCGGAUACUCCACUGGCACCGUUGGCGGAGCAGUCAAGGCGGAGGACUGGGGAAGUUGUGGAGGAAGAGGGUGGGUCGGUGCAGAGCUGGUCGGCAGCUGCGGCGUCAGUGGCUGUCCCUGGGCAGCCGGCACUACUGGAGUCGGUUGCGCCGGGGCUGCUGACAACGGCGGAGGCGGCUGCGCCUGCGGCUGGGGAGGAGUUGACAUCUGAGCUCGCCGCUGUUGCUGGCGCUGGCGACGGCUCGUUUUUGCACGCUGCCAUAGUGACUGCCGCACCACAUGGGCAUAUGACACGGGCGGAGGUGGAGGUGCAGGGGUGGGCGGAAGAACAGGGGCAGGCGGAGGAGCAGGAGGGGGGAGAGGAGCAGGGACAGGCGGAGGGAUCGGCGGUGGCAGCUGGGCCACCUGCACCGGCGGCUGCGGCUGCGGCAGCUGCAGAGGAGGUACGCAAAGUCGAUCCGGCUGGGGAGGUCGGGGCGGCUGACGCCGCGAGCGCCGGAACGUCUGCUGCUGCCGCGGACGCAGGCACGCAGGGGCGCGGCCGGGGGGGGAGUGAUAGACUGGCUCGCGGGACCGGUGCUGCUGCCCACGCCGCCCGCGCAAAGGCUGGGAAGAAUCUCCGCGCCCAGCCAGCACCGAGGCGGCCCGGAGCAGGGCUGGGACCUGGCGUCCCGGGACCCCUCCUGGGCUGGCUUCUGCAAGGGCAGUCGCCACAAGGGCAAGGGCAUCCGCCGCCAUCUCAGAAUGCCUGCGAGGAAGAGGGAGGCAAUAGUCAGUCGGCGGCGGACACCACGGAACAUGAGAGGCGGGAGGGAUGCGGGGCAAAACACGUAGCGGCGCCGGACACAGCACCUGAAGUUGGGCUUACCCGCCGAGCAGGAAAUCAAGCCCCGCAAGAAACGCGCCGUGACACGCGCAGCAGCACGCGUGCCCAGGGAAUCGUUUGGGGUCGACCGGCAAUGCCGCGCAACGGUGCACCACACACGCCGUGGCUGCCGGCGGGAAGGGCGCCACAGUCUGCACAAGGCGGGCGGGACACCGUGGUCCCCGCACGGGGAGCAACCACAGCACGCGGCCGUCGCGGCGGAGCACGAGGGGUGAGAGGCGGAAGGGGCGCAAUCGUGGGCGGAAGGGAAGCUCUGGUCAGAUCGGGAUCAUGGCGGGAACGUCACGAUCGACCGGAACGAGAGGCAGCCCCAGCGAAUCAGGGGGCUGAGGACUCUGACAACUCGAAUGACGGGGAGGAAUUUAUCCCCUCCCAGUCUCAUGCCUCAGAGGAGAUCUCGCUGGAGGAGGAAGGAGGCACACCAAGAGGGCCCCGGAGGAGAGGGGGUACAGGGGUUGGGCAAGGCGGGACAUCUGCCCCAACCGAAGCUGCUGCUGCUGCCGCCGACGGUUCGGCAAGAGGGGGAGCGGGGAUCUCCAACGUUUUGUCGCCUGCUGAGCUGGCUGCAAACGACGCCAUCUGGCAACAGGCGGCCGCGAGCAUGGGCGAUAUUACAAUUCCUGCCGAGGCUGACCCUCCGCCCGCUCCCCGAACCAGUUGA
Molecule: messenger RNA, 1773 nt
Organism: Closterium sp. Naga37s-1
Lineage: Eukaryota; Viridiplantae; Streptophyta; Zygnematophyceae; Desmidiales; Closteriaceae
Source: the annotation of a GenBank genome assembly